Molecule: messenger RNA, 1672 nt
Organism: Zerene cesonia (dogface butterfly)
Lineage: Eukaryota; Metazoa; Arthropoda; Insecta; Lepidoptera; Pieridae
Gene: nclb
Product: periodic tryptophan protein 1 homolog
Exons: 13
Coding region: 237-1625 (462 amino acids)
Biological process (GO): rRNA processing
Cellular component (GO): nucleus
Molecular function (GO): protein binding
Source: RefSeq, a predicted model, not a curated record
AAUGGUCCUGACAGAUGACACAGAGUAUUUAGUAUGUCUGGACUUGAGAAAGAACAGAAACGGAUUCGAUCUCUAUUUUUUCCAUAUGCUUCUCUAUGACUAUUUACUGGACAGUUGACAAUAAGCAAAUGACGGCUGUCAAUAAAACGUGAUAAUUCCUCGUGUUGAAAAUUUUGGUAAACAUAAGUUAUUAAUUUUGUCCUAAGAAACACAUUUACUAAGACUAUAUAAAGACAAUGGAGGAAAAUACGCCGUCAGUUAGUUUGGUUUCAUGUAUGCACUUCGUACGCCGAGGCGUUGCAAAACCGAUCCCCGAAAAGAUUGAAUUAACAGAAAAAGAACUUGAAAAAAUAAUCAAACAAACCGCUGAUGAUUUAAGGUUGACAGAACAAGGUGAUGAUAACAGUGAUUCAGAAGACAAUGAAGCAAGUGCUGCUCCGGAACCCGCUGAUCCCAAUGAUGAGUUCAACUUCGAGAAAUAUGAUGAGGAAGACAAUACUAACCCCAUUGGCUUGGGAACAGUUGCUACAUUGCCUAACCUUGGAGAUCUGAGCGAAGGUGUACAAAUCAGGACAGAUGGUGCAGACAGUGAUGAAGAAGAUGACAUAAUUAAAUCUGAUGAUAACCUGCUUUUAGUGGGGCAUGUGGAGAGUGAUGCUAGUAUUUUAGAAGUAUACAUAUACAAUCACGAAGAAGGAUCAUUCUAUGUGCAUCAUGAUAUAAUCCUUCCCUGGUUCCCGCUGUGUAUAGAAUGGCUGAGCCAUGACCCCUCAGAUCCACAGCCUGGUAACCUAUGUGCCCUGGGUGGAAUGGAUCCGGUCAUACAGGUAUGGGAUUUAGACAUAGAGAACUGUCUAGAACCAGCUUUCAAACUCGGUAAAAAACCGAAUAAGAAGAAGAAAAUACAGCGCGUCGGACACAAAGAUGCUGUUUUGGAUUUGUCGUGGAAUAGAAAUUUUACACAUGUGAUGGCGAGCGGGUCUGCGGAUAACACGGUUCUGUUGUGGGAUCUGGAUCAGGGUACGCCUCACACGAAACUCGACUACUUCGAAGAUAAGGUGCAGUCGCUCGCGUUCCACCCGCUGGAGGCGCAGACGCUGGCGGCGGGCGCGUGCGACGGGCGCGCGCGCGUGGCGGACUGCCGCACGGCGGCCGCGCACCGCGCCUGGCCGCUCGGCGCCGAGAUCGAGCGCGUGCUCUGGGAUGUGCACAACCCCUUCUGUUUCGCGAUGAGCAAUAACGAAGGUAAAGUGGCAUACGUGGACUGCAGACAAGACCAACCGCUGUGGACGAUACAAGCACACGAAAAAGAAGUUACAGGUCUGAUUCUAAGUGAUAAAAUACCCGGUCUGAUGAUAACGAUUGGCACCGACGAGAAACUUAAGACAUGGGAUAUAACUAGUGCUGGCGCCGUGCAGGUGAGCGAGCGGGCGGGCCGCGUUGGCCAGUCGCUGUGUGCGGCCGCCUGCCCCGACCACCCGCUGGCCGUCGCCGUCGGGGGCGACAACAAGCAGAAUUGUAUCGAGUUAGUCGACCUCAGUACCAGUGAGGAGGUAAUGAACCGUUUCGGAUCACGCCCUCAAGUCACAGUGACACCAAAUAAUGCAGAAGCUAUGGAGUCAUAGACAAUAAUUUUAUAACAAUUAAGAAAAAUUAAAUUUAUAUAUUUUAA